GCCAAUUCUCUUUGGGUUGGAGAGCUGAUGGUUAACUUCUCGAAGAUCCGACAACAUGAAACUUCUGCUGUUCCUGUUCUGCGCUCUGAGGGCCUGUCUUGCCCAGGCCCCUGACCGAGCCCACGGUUGCUCCCAAGGAAGCUGCUAUCCCGCCACCGGAGAUCUGCUAGUCGGUCGGAAAAGCAAGCUGUCCGCAUCGUCCACCUGUGGCCUGAGGAAGCAGCAGCCUUAUUGCAUCGUCAGUCACUUGCAGGAUGAGAAGAAGUGUUUCCUCUGCGACUCCCGAAGGCCCUACCACCCUGUCCGCAAUCCCAUCAGCCACCGCGUGGAAUACGUCAUCACCACCUUUGCCCCGCAUCGCAAGAAGGCCUGGUGGCAGUCGGAGAAUGGUGUAUCUGAAGUCUUCCUCCGUCUGGAUCUGGAGGCAGAAUUCCACUUCACCCACCUCAUCAUGACCUUCAAGACGUUCAGACCGGCUGCCAUGCUGAUCGAGCGCUCCGCUGACUUUGGCCGCACCUGGCAAGUGUAUCGAUACUUCGCUUACGACUGCGCGUCUGAGUUUCCCCACGUGUCUCGAGGACCCCUGAGAAAGGUGGAUGACAUCAUCUGCGAAUCCCGCUACUCUGACAUCGAGCCGUCAACUGAGGGAGAAGUGAUCUACAGAGUUCUGGACCCAGCAAUCCGCAUCGAAGAUCCGUAUAGUCCUUCCAUUCAGAAUCUGCUGAAGAUCACCAACCUGCGGGUCAACUUCACCAAACUGCACACGCUGGGGGACAACCUGCUGGACUCCCGGCAUGAGAUCAAAGAGAAGUACUACUAUGCGAUGUAUGAGCUGGUGGUCCGAGGAAACUGCUUCUGCUACGGUCACGCCAGCGAGUGUGCCCCCAUCCAGGGCAUCCGGGGAGACAUCGAGGGAAUGGUUCACGGUAGAUGCAUGUGUAAUCACAACACCAAAGGUUUGAACUGUGAGCAGUGUGGCAGCUUCCACAACGACCUUCCCUGGAGGCCAGCUGAGGGACACUUUACCAACGCUUGCAAAAGGUGUACCUGCAACAACCAUGCCAGCAGCUGCCACUUUGACAUGGCGGUGUACAUGGCCACGGGAAACGUGAGCGGUGGGGUCUGCGACGACUGUCUGCACCACACGAUGGGCAGGAACUGCGAGCUCUGCAAACCCUUCUACUACCAGGACCCGGCAAGAGACAUCCGUGACCCCAGAGUCUGCAUCCCCUGCGACUGUGAUCCUGACGGCUCGGUGGACGGAGGGAUCUGCGAUGGGCACGAUGACUCCAGCCUGGGCAUGAUCGCCGGGCAGUGUCGCUGCAAGAGCCACGUGGAAGGUCCUCGCUGCGACAAGUGUAAGGCCGGAUACUUUGGGCUGAGCGCCGACAACACCCAGGGCUGCCAACCUUGUCGCUGUGACCCCCGGGGGACUGUGACAGACGGGCCAUCCUGCGAUCCCAUCAGUGGCGACUGCUUCUGCAAGAGACUGGUAACCGGACGCAGCUGUAACCAGUGUAUGACCGAACACUGGGCUCUGAGUCACGACCUGAACGGAUGUCGGCCUUGUGACUGCAGCAUAGGAGGAGCUUACAACAACCAGUGCUCCAUGGAAACCGGUCAAUGUCACUGCCGUGGCCAUAUGGUCGGUCGGCGGUGUGAUCAGGUGGAAUCUGGGUAUUUCUUCAUGGCUCUCGACCACUACACGUAUGAAGCGGAGUUGGCACAGUUUGGCUCGGGAGUGACUAAGGUACAUCGGGAGCACAUGGCGGGCCGGCCGGCCACCUGGACAGGUAGCGGAUUCGCGAAGGUGCUGGAAGGUGGCAUGUUGGAAUUCCUGAUCCACAACAUUCCUUAUUCCAUGGAGUACGACUUGGUGAUACGUUACGAGCCGCAGUUCCCAAUGGAAUGGGAGAUGGUGUUAGUGUCAAUCAUCCGUCCGGGGCCCAUCCCCACCAGCAGCCCCUGUGGGAACACCAUCCCUGCCGAUGAUCUAUUAGUUACAUCCUUGCCAUCAAGCUCCAGAUUUGUGAGCCUGCCACAGCCGGUGUGCCUAGAACGCUCCGUCAGCUACACCAUCCGGAUGGAGUUCAAACGCUACAUUUCACGGGAAAAGAUACCCGGGGCCAAUAUUCUGGUGGAUUCUAUGGUUCUGAUUCCUCGCUACUCUGCAAUGGAGAUGUUCAUCGCUGGAGACCGAGGGUCUAUCAGCCGGAGGGAGACCUUCGAGCGCUACCGUUGCCAUGACCACAGCAGGAACAUCGUCAAGUCUCCGAUGACCGACAUCUGUGCCAAACUCAUAAGCAGUUUGUCGGCCAUUAUCCACGACGGAGCCCUGUCUUGCCAAUGUGACCCCCAAGGCUCGCUGAGCUUGGUGUGUGACCCGAACGGAGGCCGCUGCAGAUGCAAGGCCAGGGUGAUCAGUCGCCGCUGUCACCAGUGUGCUCCGGGGACCUACGGGUUUGGCCCCACGGGCUGCAGAUCCUGCAGAUGCAGCUCAGAGGGAUCAUACAGCACGUCCUGCGACCCCUUCAGCGGCCAGUGUCAGUGCCGGCCGGGAGCCUUCGGGAUUCAGUGCAGCAAAUGUCAGCCCGGACACUGGGGUUUCCCAGCCUGUCGCCCGUGUCACUGCAACGGGCACACGGAGGCGUGCGAGCAGCUAACGGGCGCUUGCCUCAACUGCCGAAGCAACACCGUGGGGCCAAACUGCGAGAGAUGCGUAGCCGGUUACUACGGAAACCCGGUGCUUGGCUCCGGGGACCAUUGCCGUCCCUGUCCGUGUCCUGAUGGACCCACCAGUGGCCGACAUUUUGCUGCCUCGUGUUACCAAGAGCACAGGACAAGGCAGAUUAUCUGCAACUGCAACCAGGGGUACACAGGUUCCCGUUGCGAAGAGUGUGCGUCGGGUCACUAUGGAAACCCUUCCCAGCGAGGCGGCAAAUGCCUUCCGUGCCAGUGUAACCGCAACAUUGACGUCAGCCAACCCGGAUCGUGUUCCCGGCAGACAGGCCAGUGCCUCAAGUGUUUGUACAACACGGAGGGCCUUCAAUGUGAGCGCUGCAAACUGGGCUACUUCGGUCAAGCGUCUCGAAGGAAUUGCAGAGAGUGUGCCUGUAACCAGCUGGGCACCGACCACAGACACUGCGCGUCGAGGGACAGGUGUACCUGUGACCCGCUGACAGGCCAGUGCUCCUGUUUGCCCAACGUGAUGGGGCAGAACUGCGACCGCUGCACCGCCAACCACUGGAAACUGGCCAGCGGAGGUGGUUGCCUGCCGUGCCAAUGCAGCCCCGUCAACUCCUUCGGUCCGACCUGCAACGAGUUCACGGGUCAGUGCCUGUGCCAUCCCGGCUUUGGAGGACAAACCUGUACGGAUUGCCAAGAGAAUUACUGGGGAGACCCAAAUACACAGUGUCGAGUGUGUGACUGCGACCAACAGGGCAUCGAGACCAACCAGUGCGACCGAGGGAGCGGUCACUGCGUGUGCCGUCAAGGCGUGUCCGGAGUGCGCUGCGACCAAUGCGCCAGAGGCUUCUCUGGAGAGUUCCCCGACUGUCACCCUUGCCACCAGUGCUUCGGAGACUGGGACCGGGUUGUCCAGGAUCUGUCGGCGCAGACCAGGAUUCUGAUCGAACGAGCCAGGGAGAUCCGGGUCAGCGGAGUCAGCGGAGUGUACGGGGACAACUUCCGCGUCCUGGAGGAGAAGCUGACGGAGGCUCGGAGAAUCGUGACUGGCCGAAACGCCACGGCAGUGGCUGUGACCCAGCUCAUGAACCUCAUUGCUGACCUGCGGGACAAAAUCUCCGAGACCACGGACACGCUGACCAAACUGGAGGCCGACCUAACAGAGGCCCAGGACCAGAACAGCAAAGCCAACAACGAUCUGAAUAACCUGGAGCGUGAGGCGCGAGCGGUGAACCACUCUGCCAAGGAGCUCGACCGCCAACUCGAUGUCCUCAAACACUCCAACUUCCUGGGCGCUUACGACAGUAUCCUGGGCUCCCACAACCAGUCGUGUCAGGCAGAGCGCAGAGUGAACGGGUCCACCGUGACCUUCCCCAGCAUUGUCGGCGAAUCGGCCGACACCCGGCGCCGGACCGAGCUGGUGAUGAGAGCCCGAAAGGACGAGUUUAACCGCAAGAACGCUGCUAACAGGCGCGCCCUCAACGACCUGUCCGCCAAAGUGCAAACACUCAAUCUGAAGAAGAUUAACGAGAAGGUCUGUGGCGCUCCUGGAAAUCUGCUCUGCAUAGAGAGCCCUUGUGGCGGAGCGGGAUGUCGGGAAGACGAUGGCUCGAGACACUGUGGAGGGAUUAACUGCAACGGCGCCGUUGCCGUGGCUGAUACCGCUCUCGAUCGAGCUCAGCAAUCGGAGGAGGAGCUCCAGAAAGCCAUGAACGAGGUGGAGGAAUUGUUCCAGAAGGUUGCCGAAGCUAAACUAAAAGCAAACGAAGCAAAACGAAAAGCCCAGGCCACCCUGGACAAAGCCAACGACACCAAGGAUCGCAUCAAUCGCUCGAACAAAGAGCUGCGUGAUCUCAUCCAGCAAAUCCGAGACUUUCUCACACAGGAGGGUGCAGACCCAGACAGUAUCGAAAUGGUCGCCAGUCGGGUGUUGGAGCUCUCGAUCCCUGCGUCCCCUCAGCAGAUCCGCUACCUUGCGGAGGAGAUAAAAGACAAAGUGAACAGCUUGUCUAACGUGGAUGCCAUUCUUGAUCAGACUGCUGGUGACGUCAGGAAAGCUGAGCAACUUCUCCAGGAUGCAAGAAGGGCCCGGAACCGUGCGGAGAACGUGAAGAACACGGCUGAGGCCGUGAAGCAAGCCCUGGAGGACGCACGCCGUGCACAACACGCGGCGGAGGAUGCAAUCCGCCGGGCGGCGGGGGACAUCGAGGAGACCGAGCGGACGCUGAGCGGGAUACAGACUGACACGGCGAACGCAGAGAGGAACCUGAACAAUGCCAUGGACCAGCUGGCACGGCUGGAUGGCAGGAUCGAUAUGCUGAAGAUGAAACGUGCCAAUAAUAGCCUGGCGGCGUCAAGAGCAGAGGAAACGGCUUCAGUGGCCCAAGAUAAGGCCAACGAGGCUAAGCAGAUAUUAGACGGGCAGCUCAUAGACAAAUACAAAAUGGUGCAAGGUCUCAUAGACCGAAAGGCCAGCACGAUUAUUGACGCCAAACGUAAAGCGGAACAACUUAGAGACGAAGCAAGACAACUCCUGAGAGAUGCACAAAACAAGCUGGAGAGGUUGAAUGUGCUUGAACGGCAGUACGUAGUGAACGAACACGUUCUGGAGGGGAAAGCCCAGCAGUUGGACAAACUAGAAGAGAAGAUGAAGAGCAUCUUGAAAGCCAUUAACCUGCAGAUCCAAAUCUACAACACCUGCCAGUAAAUGGACAAAUGCCAAAUGACACAAAUAAGCACUUGUAGUAGCUCUUGCGUUCAAACCCUUAGGAAAGCCGAAAGGAUAUUAAAUCACCCAAAUAUUACAUGGGGUAUGGCUAUCAUUCAGAAUCAGUCCGGUGUGCUGAAAUUGUGUGCAGAUUUUGCUUACGUAAUACAGAUUUUCCUGCGGUUUAUCCAUUGUUUGCCUGUACCUUGACUUAUCCAGUCUUCUCUCGUGCUCUUUUCCGUGUGAGCGGCGAUCUGCACUUUGGGCUGUAGCCCUUCACCAGUUUCUCAAGUGAAGCAACUUUUAACACA
Messenger RNA from Callorhinchus milii (elephant shark), 5703 nucleotides. It is a transcript of the gene lamb2, whose product is annotated as laminin, beta 2 (laminin S). Gene Ontology annotation, cellular component: laminin trimer. The record is from RefSeq and is a predicted model, not a curated record. Lineage: Eukaryota; Metazoa; Chordata; Chondrichthyes; Chimaeriformes; Callorhinchidae. Gene Ontology annotation, molecular function: integrin binding; extracellular matrix structural constituent. Bases 56 to 5392 code for a protein of 1778 amino acids. The transcript is spliced from 34 exons. Gene Ontology annotation, biological process: cell migration; substrate adhesion-dependent cell spreading; basement membrane assembly.